CGACACUUAUAAAGAUACGAAAGAAUCUAUAGAGCCAAAACCAAAUACCCACGACGAUAACAGUGCCACUUUUGAUAGCACUGACGAAACAAUGAAAUUUAUCAUUAUGACAACUACGCCCACACCGAUCCAGCCAGCCGAAAUAGUUAAAGACACUGCUGCGAAGGUCGGUGUCAAAGUAGUAACUGAUAUAAUUGAAUCUGCGGCAGGAUUCAGAGACGCGCUAGAGUACGAGACAACGGAAGGUCUCGUAGCCCUCACCACACCGGCAGCGUCUACUUAUGUCAAUGCAGACCGAUAUUAUUUGAAUAAUGCCAGCAACAAGCCACAAAAUUUAGAAUACAACUUCCUCAGUCCACCGGUGCCAGAGUCCGAGGGUGACACUGAGAAUUCAACGGCUGACGCACCGACACUGUAUGAGUUUAACAAUUUCGACGGUGGCAGUAGUACAGCACAGGGAAUUACUAAUGCGACACCAAAUUCUAUAGAAACGUUCGGCGACUUGACACAAACCGAGACAACUACAGUGAGCGCAGCAUCCACGUUGGCACAAGAUACUAGCGCUCUGGCAGAUUUGUAUGCAAAUAUUGUGGAAAAACUGCUUUUUCCAGCGCAAGAGGAAACAACAACAGCAAGCAGCACAACAACAACGUCAGCUAAAGCGCCAACGGAGACAUCAACUUAUCCGCCGAUAGUGGAUGAGGAGAUACUGGAUGUAGAACAUCAAGCAACCAAACUAUUGCUGGCUGGUGUCAAAUUGACAAAACACAGCAACGACGAAAAAGAUGAGAACACACUGAAAGCAAGUGGCUCAUAUAGCGCUAUAUUGGAUCCAACUUACGGCGAGGGCGGCGCGCUUUUCAUUCAUGUGGACGACGAUAUAGCAACAGAGAGCACUACAACAACUACUACAACAACUACUACAACGACAACGACAACCACCGCGCAACCGGAAACGAGUACAAGUGUAAUAGCAAGUCUGAGCGAAGGCGGCGGCUUUCAGGAGCGCAUACGGAAUUAUCGGCGCUUCGCUUCACAGCAACGCGGUAACGCGAAACCAUCAGUCAACGUGAAGCGCAAUCAGCUGCAAGUUAGCGGCAAGCUAACAACUACAACAACUAAAGCACCUAGCAGCAAUAGCACCACAACAACACGUAGUUAUUUGAAGCGCAUCGCCGCAAGCCGCUUGCGUUUGUCACGUCUCUCAGCGGCUAAUAAUCGCCUAGCCACUGCAACACCAAGUACGACAACUGAUGCGGCCACUGUUGAAUAUAGCAAUACCAACAACAACAGCGUUGAGUCAUCGCAAACAAGCAGGAAAAUCGCUGUACGGAAUAUAGACAAAGAGUUGGACAGCAUUGGCGGCGGUAAGCAUUAUGAUGCGCGCGGCAAUUCCUUUGACAGGGAUGGCGCAAACAAGCGCGGCACCACCAGCAGUCCAGCUGUAUUAGACGAGAGCAGCACAAGCAGCACGUCGCCGGGUUGGAAUGUAAAGCGCAAUAAUUUGCGGCGAUUUCAAGUGAGUCACAAGCCAACCACCGUUUCAACUACAACUGUAAGUCCGGGCCGCGCGCCAACUAAGGCGACGCGCAACAACGCGGCGCGCACGCGUAACCGUUUUUCAAAUUUUAAAACGCAGACAAGCUCUGCGACAACGACGACUGCUGCAACAACAACAACAACAACAACGACUACGCCCACUACGACUGCCGCACCGGCAACAGUGCAGUCAACGUCAAUUGCGCCCACCGCUUACUCACUCAGUCCUACACCAAAUCUUGAUCACAUACUAAAAUCCUUCACUUCUUCUAUUUCCUAUUCAACUUCCACUUCAACUAAAGAUCAAUCACCCUUGAGCAUUGCUGAACGACCAACCACUUUUGGGGUGGUGGAAAAUGUUGAUGCAGCUCAAACUUAUCAAAUAUACGACUUGACUUCCCCGUCUGCCUCUGCUUAUACUUCUACACCUAUAUCUGCUUACGAAUUUCCCUCCAUUUCAACCACUUCUUCUUCCCCCAUAUCUAUCGACACACAUGCCGAUGACUCGGCAACAUUUCUCGAUUUCGAUAAGUUAACACGCGCCAUUGUUGAUGAUUCCGUCUUACAGAAUUUCCGCACUCAACAGCUGUCUAGCCGACCGUCCACUGUCUUUCAGACAGCGCCAGUCACCGUCGCGCGUUCACUGUCAGCGAACAGUAAUGAUCGUGCUGUGGGCAACUCUGUACCACAGAGCUAUAAUAAGCUGACGCCGCAAGCUCCCGCUCAGCUAACGUCUCCACAGCGCUCACAACAAUUGCCACAGAUUGUCCAACAGCACACACCCCCCACAUCCCCUGCACCGCGUAUUAUUAUUGCGCGCGCAGAAGGCCAGCGCAUAGCACCGAACUCAGUGUCAUCGAUUAUAUCGGCGCUGGCGACGCAGCCGCCACCCAAGACCACGCCGCCUUCGUCUUAUGUGGCGCUGGACGACUUUCUUACGAAGAAGUUCGGUCAAACCGCGCCGGGUUAUACCAAAAUGAAUGCUGCAACGAAGCAGGCAAUAAACUAUAAUAAUCAACAACAACAACAAUAUAAGACAGCACAAAGUCCGCAACAGAAUUAUUAUCAAAAAACACAACAAACUCAGCCGCUCUACAACCGCGCCGCAACGCAGGAUAUACAAUUACAGGACCAAAAACAACAACAAGCGCAACAAUCUGCACAACAGCAGCAGCAAAAAUUUAAUCAGCAAUUUCAGCAGCAACAACAACAGCAAUUACUACAACAGCAGCAACAACUUCAACAACUGAAAUUCCAGCAGCAACAACAACUAGAAUUUCAGCAACAGCAGCAGAAAAUACAACAACAGUUACAGCAACAACAACUACAACAGCAGCAACAAUAUGCGCGACAACAACUUAAUGAGCAGCAAUAUUUUCAGAAAUUCGCAAAGUCAGCAACAACAAAAGUAAGCCAUGCGCAACAACAACAACAGCAGCAACCCUUGUGGCAACAAAAGCAGCAACAACAAAUACUUUCGUAUCAGUCAGCGCCGCAGCAGAAGCAAUACUCACAGCAAAAACAAACGUAUCUGCAGCAAACACAGUCGCAAAUGCAACAACAACCAACCACAGCGACAACAAAUCCAUUUAAUUAUGCACAACAACAACAGCGUUCUCAACAAUCCACAUCGAACUUCUUCACUAACUUCCAGCAACAACAACAACCACCACAACAACAGCAGUUUUCACAAUUUCCGCCAUUCACCAGCUCAGUUGGUGCAUCGCAAUCACAGCAACUGUUAUUUGACGAACUCAGCAAUAGCAUCGUGCCGCCCGAACAUGACCAUCAUCUGAAUAUACAAUUGCCGGCGCUCACCGCAGGUCUCAUACCGGCGCCUACAGCAACAACAUUCACAGCGCAACGUCGCAUGGAUGUCGUAGACGCUGCUGAAAAUGAAAACUCUAGUAUUUACAACGAGCCGGGUAGCAGCAGCAGCGCCUAUAAUGGUGUCAGCUCAUAUGACGUGCCGUUGAGCAGCAUCGGUCGACUGCCGAACGACAUAACACAUCUACUGAGGCGACUACGCAAAAUCAAAUAAAAUUACCCAACUACCUCCACCAGCCGCCGCUGUUGCCAUAGCAGAAAUUAGUAGCUAGAAAAAAAGUGAUGCAGACUAUGCUCGGUAUAUGUGUGUAGUAGCUAGUUAGAUUUACUCAGUUAAGUAGCGAUUUUUGCCUCACAAUUAUUUUACGUUUACGUGUUUUCUAUAAUCUUCGCUAACUGAAUCCUUUUUCCUUUCAUCUAAAUUAUUAAUUUUCUAUUGUUUAUAUUACUCACUAUCAUGGUUUUAGUUCAAUUAUAAGUCGGUACAAAAACCCAUUACUGCCAUUAAAUUUAAGCUACUCUAUUAUUUUAUAAGUACAUUCGACUUUGUUCGGUCGUCGGAGCGAAUAAUUGUAGUUCUAUUAUUUAUUUUUAUUGAAAUAAACGAAUUAGUAAAACUUGAAAA
Messenger RNA from Bactrocera oleae (olive fruit fly), 3991 nucleotides. The record is from RefSeq and is a predicted model, not a curated record. NCBI's taxonomy places the organism in Eukaryota, Metazoa, Arthropoda, Insecta, Diptera, Tephritidae.